Molecule: messenger RNA, 2360 nt
Organism: Sinocyclocheilus rhinocerous
Lineage: Eukaryota; Metazoa; Chordata; Actinopteri; Cypriniformes; Cyprinidae
Gene: plekha1b
Product: pleckstrin homology domain containing, family A (phosphoinositide binding specific) member 1b
Exons: 12
Coding region: 131-1333 (400 amino acids)
Source: RefSeq, a predicted model, not a curated record
UCAGCUGCGGGAUAGGCAGACCGUCGGAAGUUUGUGGGAGAUGGGCUGGAAGUCCAGCACAGGCAGACCGAACGCUGCUGCACAGGAGUUUCCCAGCUGCUUAUAAGUGUGGUAAUGCUUAGUUUCAGAAAUGCCAUACGUAGAUCGUCAGAAUCGCAUCUGUGGCUUUCUAGACAUAGAGGAAAUGGAGAGCAGCGGCAAGUUUUUACGACGCUACUUCAUUCUGGACACCCUGGAGGGCAGCCUGGUGUGGUACAUGGAUAACCCUCAGAAUCUUCCAGAAGGAACAUCCUAUGUCGGCUCCCUCAAACUAACAUAUAUAUCCAAGGUUAGCGAUGCCACCAAAUUGCGGCCAAAGGCGGAGUUCUGCUUUGUCAUCAACGCUGGAAUGAGGAAGUUUUACUUGCAGGCGAAUGAUAAGCAGGAUUUAGUGGAGUGGGUCAGUGCGCUCAACAACGCCACCAAAAUCACAGUGCCAAAGUCAGGUGAGCAGGUGGCCCAUAAUACAGCAGAAGCAUGUGUGGACACAUCGGGUGCCACGAAACAAGUGUCCUACAAGACCGAAAUCAUUGCAGGAGUGCCCAUCAUCACCACCACACAGGAAAAGGGGGAAGGUCAGAAUGGUGCAGACAAGAGCGGGAUGAGGAAACCUCCUGGUCAGCUGCCAUUUUACCUGAGCCGGAGUAACCAAGACCAGUCGGUCAUUAAAGCUGGAUAUUGUGUCAAACAGGGAGCUGUGAUGAAAAACUGGAAAAGGAGAUACUUCUUGCUGGAUGACAAUGCACUAAGCUACUUCAAAUCAGACAUGGAGCGAGAGCCAUUACGAGUUAUUCCUCUGAAAGAAGUGAACAAGGUGCAGGAGUGUAAACAAAGUGACUUGAUGAUGAGGGACAAUCUUUUUGAACUGGUUACUACCUCAAGAACUUUCUACAUUCAGUCGGACAGCCCAGACGAGAUGCACGGCUGGAUCAAGGCUAUCUCUGGGGCCAUAGUGGCCCAACGGGGUCCUGGACGCUCAGCAGCCUCUGAGCACGCUGAACCCACCUCCGUCUUCUACUCCAAUGAACAGAGCCUCUCAACUCCUUGCUCACCCCUCCCCACUGAACUCCAUUACCCAGAAUGCCGUUCCCCCUCGGGCCCUCAGCAUGGUGUGGGAGGGGCCAGACCUGAACAGCCUGCGCCUGGGGCCACGAGCGCGCCUGUCGCUGCAGGAGUCGCCCCAAAUCUUCUUCAAGUAAACGCUGACGACUCGUCACCAUGGCAAUUCAGAAGCGGCGUAACACAGCCUCUGGAUAUCCCACAAGAUGAAGACCUGCAUGUUACCCAGGUGUAACAAUGUACUUGGUAUAUAACACACACACACACACACACACAUUACAACAAACUGUUAACGCCAAAAUCAGGACAUGGUUGAAUGUGAAUCGAGCCCAGUGCACCAUGGGAUAUGGAGUUUUCCCCAAUCAAGCCUCUUAAAAAAACUGCAACAAGUUCAAACCAGAAAAUUCAUUGAGACACAAAAAAGUUGCUGUUACCAACAGUUGGUUAUUUUCCUGUUACGACCAAAAACCGAUAUCAUAGUUAAUAUUAUAAAUCUAUUAUGUUUUUUUUUUCCUGUUUUUAAAUCUAAAAUACCAUGUACUUAAAGUGAAUUUAGUGGAAUCAGGCAUCAAAACACUUAAUGUACAGUCAAAAACUGGAAAAUAUAUUGUUUAAUAAAAUAAAGUAUUUAUUUUUAUUUAGAAAAAAGCAGAUAUAUAAUAAAAAGAACUUAGUUAAUAUUAAAACAGUAGUUUCCAGUAUUGACCUAAUCAAACUGAUACUGAUAAAUAAAUGAUAUGCUACAUAUUGCUGAUACCAAUAAGGCCACUGAAAUCCUUGAAUCCAUAAAUUCUGGUUUCUUUCAUUCAUUUGAAUUAAUCUGGGGGAGGACUUGUCCUACAGUAACAUAUUUCUUGUUCAGAUGCCAUCGGGCCUUGGUUGUCUUGUUUUUCAUUGGUGAUUGAAUUUCGUUUACUUUUUUUGUUGGAAUGAUUUAAGUAUAAAUUGAAUUGGACUUUGUGUUUGACCACAACAAGCUUCUACCGAUAUGUUUUGUAUUGCUGUAGAGAGAAUGUGUUUCGUGUUAUUAUAUUUCAGUGUAAAACACACUGCCACUCACCAUGAGGCAGCUCUCUUUUGGGAGCAAGACUCUUUUUAGUGGCACUUCUGUUUGUCAGAUGCAUGUGAACGUAUGACUCUGUAUAUCUACAUACAAAAAAAAAAACACUCCAGAUGUUUGUUAAAGUUAGACUUUACAAAAAGGUUCAAUUUGUUAACAUUAGUUAAUUCAUUAUGUAGGCUAUCAUGUACUUAGGAUGAAU